CCUGAGACUGACGAUCCACGACAGAAUAACCUCUCUUUAUUGUAAUCUUCUCUUUCACCGCGGAUGUCUGGGUGUGAUACAGAGGCGUCGCCAAAAGCCCGACUCUGUGAAGCUUGACCAGACUUAUGAAGGGCAGGUUGAGGUCAGUGGUGAGCACUUUACUGUGGAGGAUGUGGAUGGUGCUCCUGGUGCCUUCCGAGCUUACCUGGACGUCAGUUUGGCGCGUACCACAACUGGUGCUCGUGUCUUCGGAGCACUAAAGGGAGCUGCUGAUGGUGCCAUUGACAUCCCACACAGCACUCGUUGUUUCCCUGGCUAUGAUGCCGAGAGAGAGAACUACAACGCUGAAGUGCAUCGUGACCAUACCCUGGACAAACACGUGGCUGACUACAUGACCUACCUUCAGGAUAAUGAUGAGGGCAUAUACAGUUCUCCCAUCAAGGAGGGCGUCACACCAUCCAAGGUUGAGGAGCUGUACAAGAAGACCCAUGCUGCCAUCAGAGCUGACCCAGAAGCCAAGGUUGCAGCCAAGAAGGAGGUGGAGAAGAAGAGAUGGAAUCGGGUGAAACUGUCCAAUGAACAGCGCAAGGCCCGUAUUGCACAGAGAAAGGCUGCAUACCUCAAAACCCUGGAGACAGCGGCUGCAUGA
This is a messenger RNA of Candidula unifasciata, 649 nucleotides long. NCBI's taxonomy places the organism in Eukaryota, Metazoa, Mollusca, Gastropoda, Stylommatophora, Geomitridae. The record is from the annotation of a GenBank genome assembly.